Molecule: messenger RNA, 3537 nt
Organism: Saxophila tyrrhenica
Lineage: Eukaryota; Fungi; Ascomycota; Dothideomycetes; Mycosphaerellales; Extremaceae
Product: Glycerophosphocholine phosphodiesterase
Exons: 2
Coding region: 1-3537 (1178 amino acids)
Biological process (GO): glycerophospholipid catabolic process
Molecular function (GO): protein binding; glycerophosphocholine phosphodiesterase activity
Source: RefSeq, a predicted model, not a curated record
AUGAAGUUCGGACAGAACCUCCCCAGGAACCAAGUCCCCGAGUGGGCAUCCUCGUACAUCGACUACAAGGCCCUGAAGAAGUUGAUCAAGACCGAGCAGAAGACGGUUGAGGCGGGCGAGGACCCGGACCUAGCAGGUUUCUUCUAUACUCUUGACCGUCAGCUCGAGAACGUGGACACCUUCUACAACCGGAAAUAUGGCGACUUCUCGCGUCGUCUGCGACUACUGCAAGAUCGCUUUGGCGUGGCAAGGAGGAUGCCGCAGACUAUGGAUAAGCAAGAUAUGGAGGAGUUGAUGGAGGCGCUGUUGGAGAUUCGAGGGCAAUAUCGGAAGCUGCAGUGGUAUGGAGAGGUUAAUCGAAGGGGUUUCAUCAAGAUCACGAAAAAGUUGAACAAGAAGAUACCCUCAUCGACGGCACAGAGCAGAUACUUGACGACCAAGGUCGACCCCAAGUCCUUUGCGACCAACAACAAGCUGUUGUUCGACUUGCGUGGGAUCAACGAAUAUCUUUCGAGCUUGAAGGACGUCAAGACUACUGACGAUGCUAGCUCGAUUCAUUCUGGCAGUUCUGGAUCUCUUCGGCAUAUGGCCUCGAAGGCGACCUUACAGAUUCCUCCCACAGUGGUGGAGACAAUGGAGACUGCAGUCAAGAGUGACGACAGCGAGCAGCUCUUUGCCUCACUCAACAAUCUCCCAUUCAACGCGUCAGAAGAGGCUCGACACAGUCUCCAUCUCGACCUUCUGCAGCGGGCGAUCACACAACGAGCUUUUACCUGCAUCGAAGCCUUACUAGGACAGGUCAGCUCGAUCGAGCAAGACGAGGACAUGAACCAACGGAAUUGUUUGCAUCGCCUCGUCAUAUCGAUGGGACGUGCCAGAGCCCUCGAGAUGUCCAAUGGGAAGGAAGGCACUGCACGCAUUCCCAAUGGUGCUACAUACAUCAACGCUGCGGAGCCUCCGGUUAAGGGCCCAGGCUCGUUCAGAGUGGUGGAACGAGAUCCGGACGUCCAUGUUGGGAAAGACGAACAAGCAGAGCAACUGCUGCGAUACAUUCUGGAUCACCUGUCCCAGCCACAGCGACAGAGUAUUCUUAGCAAAGACACCUACGGUCGACUGCCACUCCACUAUGCUGCUCAGUAUGGUCUCGUGCAGGUCAGCCUUGACCUCAUCAGGUACAUGGAAAUGUGGGAACUGUUCGACACUUCUGAUGGUCUGGAUGCGCCAGCAUGGCAGGACGGCGAAGGCUACGCACCCUACCAUCUUGCUGUGAUCAACGGCCAUUACCGGACCGCGAAAGCACUUCUGCUGGUAGAUGACCGCCACCAGUUCACCUCCGCUCGAUUGACGAGCGACCACGUCGAGACGAGUGGUGCAGCACUGGCGUUGGCAACAAAGUCGAACUACCACCAAAUCGUCAAGCUACUGGUCGACGCUGGAGUGGAUAUCAACUAUCAAGACGAACAUGGCGAGACAGCGUUGCAUCUGGCUGCCCGCUUUGGCUACGAUGAGUGUGUUCAGAUAUUACUGGCUGGCUCUGAGACCCGACAGAUGAAUCUUGAGCUCGCCGAGAAGACGUACGGCUGGACUCCACUGUUCAUUGGCUGUGUCGACGGCCAUCUGAGCAUCGUCAAAUUGCUCGUUGACAGGGGAGCAGAUCUCAAGAAGCUCGACUUGUCCGGUUGGAGUGCCCAAGAACACGCCGCAUUGCGUGGACAUCUGCACAUCGCCAAAUAUCUUGCACAGUUCACUCCACCUCCCAGCAUACGGUCGAGUCCCGAGCUGUUUGCGCAAGAUUCGACGACCCGAUUGAAGGCUGCCUCACUUGUUGAUCGACGAUCUAACGCUGUCUCAAGAGAUGGCAGCACGACAGCUAUUCCGACGACAAAGUCUGCGGAGCCUGUCAAAGAGUUCGGUCAUAGAUAUUUGCAAGACGAAUCCAUGGUUCUUGUGAGUCUGGGUUCAAUCGAUGACCGCAAAUCCAAGAACACGCCUCCUGUGGUUCUGGAGGGAAUUGAAUUGACACAAGUCCACUCCACCCAGCUGGACACUGCCCUUUCACUAAAGGUCUCUGCUCAUGGAGCCAAAGGAGAGCAGAGCCUGUUCGACUUGCCAAUCCAGGAGAACAUCAGCACAUCGCCAGUGACAUUCCUGGCCAGAGAUCCAAUGGGUGUCAAGAUCUACUUCGACCUUGUGCCGACCUACGCUGGCGAUCCAGAUAAGCCGGAGAACAGGGUAGCCAGAGGAGUCGCUCUGCUUUCGAGCAUCAAGCCGAAUGUUGGUGUCAACAGGAUGACACUGCAAGGCGAGUCGACGGUUGCCCUGUUAUCGCUUCCAUCUCUCGAAGUCAUCGGCGAGGUCAACUUCAACUUCCUGGUCAUCAGACCCUUCAAGCAUCCAAACAUGAGCAUCAGCGAGGACCGUACGUACUGGAAGAAAUCCUCGACCAUGGUCAUCGGCCACCGUGGCUCUGGCAAAAACAUGAGCACCAAGACCUCACUUCAACUAGGGGAGAACACAAUGCAGUCCUUCAUCACCGCUGCGAAUUUGGGCGCUUCAUAUGUGGAGUUCGACGUGCAGAUGACGAAAGACCACGUCCCAGUCAUCUACCACGACUUCCUGGUCAGCGAAACAGGCGCAGACGUGCCAGUCCACACCCUCACUCUCGAACAGUUCCUCGCCCUGGGCGACACCACACCACGCCAAGUCCGCACACCCUCCCCCACCCGCAUGGAACAACGCGCGAAUGGUCGAAGCCGGAAACAGCGCUCCUACUCAAUGGGCGCGCCAGAAGGCCAGCUCCGCCCCGACCUCCGCGAGCGCAUGAAGCACACCCGCGACUUCAAAGAAAAAGGCUUCAAAGGCAACAGCCGGGGCGACUCGAUCCAAGCACCCUUCACCACACUCGAAGAAAUGCUCAAGAAAAUGCCCAAAGGCGUCGGUUUCAACAUCGAGAUGAAGUACCCCAUGCUCUUCGAAUCCGAGGAGCAAGGCAUGGACAACUACGCCGUCGAGCUCAACUCCUUCGUCGACACCGUGCUGGAGAUGGUCUACGACCUCGGCAACGAGAGGAACAUCCUCUUCUCCUCCUUCCACCCGGAUAUCUGCCUGCUGCUCUCGUUCAAACAACCCUCCAUCCCCGUCCUCUUCCUCACAGACGCCGGCACGAGCGAGGUGGGCGAUAUCCGCGCCAGCUCGCUGCAGGAAGCGAUCCGCUUCGCGAGUCGCUGGAACUUACUCGGGAUCGUGGCGGCGAGCGAGCCGUUUGUCAUGUGUCCGCGGCUGAUCCAGGUGGUGAAGAAUUCGAAUCUCGUGUGUUUCUCCUACGGGACGUUGAAUAACGAUGCGCAUAACAGCAAGUUGCAGGCGCAGGAGGGGAUCGAUGCGGUGAUUGUGGAUAGUGUGGCGAGAGUGAGGAAAGGGUUGACAGGACCGCAGCAGAUUCCUGGGACGCCGCUCCCGGGCACGCCAGCGACGGGGGCUCAGGUGAUGACGAAUGGGAUAACGGAGAGGUUGGAGCUGAGUGUUGGUGGGAAGUAG